Messenger RNA from Geodia barretti, 669 nucleotides. Lineage: Eukaryota; Metazoa; Porifera; Demospongiae; Tetractinellida; Geodiidae. The record is from the annotation of a GenBank genome assembly.
AUGUUUUGUCAUUGUGUGUUUCCGCACAGUGAGACACUAAGCAGAAGCCUGGGAAACAAUUCUUUCGUCUCUGCAAGCGAUAUUGGAGAUUUAAACCCUGCCAUAAUCUGUGCCAGACAGAGUGAGACUAGACCUGAUGGAGCAGAGUGGCUGGACACUGCAGGUCAAGACAUCGCAGAAGGUUUCUCCACCGCUGCAGGGAAUCGUUUGUUCUACACUCAAAUACAUCUCAAUGGUAUCCAUCUGUUUCGAGGUGGUGUUGAGUUUUCGACGGAACACGAAGGAGUGUAUGCAUGUCAUAUUGAUGAUGAUGGCGGCAACAGACAAGUCCUUUUCAUUGGGAUAUACACAUCAGAGACCUUCCAAAACUCAGGACCUCCUGUGGUAGGGUCACCCGUCUUUUCCCUGCUCGCUCUCCGCACCACCUAUUCCUCUGAGUUUAUCCUCACCUGUCCCUCUUCCUCCCUUCCUCCCCUCUCUGCCACGUGGCUGCGAAACGGUGAGCCAGUGAGUACCGGUGGAGACAAUUUCCAUACCUGGCAUGUUCUGGUGGACCCCUCGACAACUGGCUAUGCCAACAGUCUGAGAGUGAGUGGGAACCUGGCUGGAGAGUACCAGUGUUUUGUGGGGAAUAGUGAGGGGGACGCAAAUGCUUCUGUAUUGGUGCGA